Lindgomyces ingoldianus is the source of this 928-nucleotide messenger RNA. RefSeq names its product NAD(P)-binding protein. Gene Ontology annotation, molecular function: oxidoreductase activity. NCBI's taxonomy places the organism in Eukaryota, Fungi, Ascomycota, Dothideomycetes, Pleosporales, Lindgomycetaceae. The record is from RefSeq and is a predicted model, not a curated record. The transcript has a single exon. The coding region runs from base 125 to 928 and encodes 267 amino acids. Gene Ontology annotation, cellular component: membrane.
GGAAUAUCUCAAUUCACUCUCUUGAUACUCCUUUUUAAGCGCCAAUUUGGGCCCACCUCAAUCCUCUCUUAGCCUGAAACAAGUCCUUAUUUUACUUCUAUUCAUUAUCUGCAAAUCUUUCACAAUGAAGGACUUAAAAGGCAAAACUGCACUCAUCACAGGCGGUGGCACUGGAAUCGGCCUCGCGCUCGCCCUUCAACUCGCCGCCGAAGGCACAAACAUUGUUAUCUGCUCAACAAACAAAGAGCGUCUUUCUGCCGGUGCCAACGAGAUCCGAAAAUCAGCUUCGAAUGUCAAAGUCCUCGACAUAAUUUGCGAUGUCUCCGACCGCUCCUCCGUCAAAACCCUCAAAGCAGAGAUCACUAAAGCCGGGCUACAAGUUGAUAUCCUAGUAUGUAACUCAGGUGUGACCACUGGAGGAGAAUUUCAUCUACAUCGCGAGCAGGAUUGGGAUUGGGUCUAUGGAGUCGUGUUGAAUGGAACUACGUAUUGCAUUCAGGAGUUCUAUCCGGACAUGGUGAAUCGUGGCUACGGUCACAUCUGUAUUCACGGCUCCCAAGCCGGUAUGGUGCCUAACUGGGUGACUCUGCAUGGCCCUUAUACCUCUGCGAAAGCCGCUGUCCAUGCCCUCGGCGCCGCACUCCGGCCCGAAGCCGCUCAACACGGUGUCGGCAUUUCCACUAUCAUCAUUGCGGGGACGCAGACGGAGAUUAUGAAGAGUGAGAGGAGUCGCCCGGAGCGAUUUGGAGACUCUUUGGUAGUGGAUCUUAAGAAGAGGGAGGCCAGACGUAUUCCGCCGGCGGAUGUUGCAAGCCAAGUUGUGGACGGAAUCAAGCAGGAUAAAGGCUGGGUGGCAACACAUCCCGAUUUGAAGGCGAGAACGAAGCAGUAUUUCGAUGAGAUUCUUGCGGCGUAUGAUCAUGAGUAG